Prorocentrum cordatum is the source of this 515-nucleotide messenger RNA. NCBI's taxonomy places the organism in Eukaryota, Dinophyceae, Prorocentrales, Prorocentraceae. The record is from the annotation of a GenBank genome assembly.
CGCAGCGCCGACGCAACGGCGAUGCGGCGGCGAUGCGGCGAGAUCCUCGGACCACAGCUGCUCGGACCCCCUCCUGGGAUGCCUCCACCGAGGGGGGGGGGGAGGGCCCUGCCGAGGCGGCCUCAGCACCCGCAGCAGCAGGCGGAGUCGCGGCAGACGCUCCUGGAGAACGGCUACCGCCUGAAGCCGCAGCUCCAUCAGUCGAUGGGGCAGUGGCUCCCGGUGUCGGAGGAGGAGCUGGCAGCGCCUGUGCCGGCCCACGGCAGGCGCCCGCAGAAUCCACCCCGUGCGCACGAGCCCCGGCUGCAGCAAGGCGCUCUGUAUCGACAAGGGCCUCCGUACCCAAGCUCUCAGGACCGCUCGCAGACCCACGCUGCAGGAGCCUGGCCCGAUUGCCCCAACAGCGUGAACGCCGUGCCGGUCUGGGCGACGUCCCUGGACCAGCCCGUCGAGGAGCCGCUCCUCUCGCUCCCCACGCCGCUGCUCGGUCUUCGCUCGGAGGCCAAGAAGCCCUC